AGGUUGUUACAUUUAGAGUGAGUGCGGGAGAAAACGAGCAAAUGUGCGCGUCGGUGAGGAAGGAAGGAAGGAAGGAGGGCAGAGAGUGCGCAAAUAAGAGCAGCAGCAGCAGCAGCAGCAGCAGCAGAGAUCUGUGCUGAUCCACAUCCAGAUCCUGAUCUCCUGUGUGUCUUCAGCUGCCAACUCUCUCUCUCUCUCUCUCCCUCUCUCUCCCCCUCUCUCUCCCCUCUGAUUGAGAUUUCACUGCCGGCUUGAAGUGCCAAACACCACCACACACUUUCUCUGGACCUCGGUUAUUCUUAGCUCCACUGCUGCGAGAGACGCUGUCCUUCCUCCUCCUCCUCCUCCUCCUCCUUCUUCUUAUUCACCUCCUCCUCUUAUUUCUCCCUGUUUCUUCAAUAUUUAAUGGAAAAUGGCGAUCUGCGCGCAGUCCUACGGCUUUUUCUGCCUCCUCACCGUCCAAACUGUGCUCAUCAUCUGCGUCUCCACGCCGACGGACGGGACCCACCUCUUCCCCCAGCACUACACGAUGAUGCACUGGGCUGGACGCAUUGAGAAGGAGCUGGAGAAGGUUCUGCAACACGUCACUGGGAUUCAGCAGAUGAGAUCGAUCUACAGCGAGAAGAAGAGCCAGUUUGAAAUCAAGAGGAACAACCCGAAGGACCUGGUGGAGAGAGUGGCCCGGGACAUCUCCAAACUGCUCAACAGCAAGAGGAAAGCCCUGGAGAAACUGGCCAGAGAAGCUGAACUUCUUCAGAAGGAACACGUGUGGCAGGACGGUGUUACGGAGAAUGCCAUUUCAUACUACGAUUCCAAAGCGGACUCAGACUAUACGGAGGAUGGCGAGGAGGAGAGUCUGCUGGAGAGCUCGUCUCCACUGGAGCUGGAGUUUGUUGACGAUCCCAACUUCAAGAACAAGGUCAACUACUCGUCCAGUGCGGUGCAGAUUCCAACGGACAUCUACAAAGGCUCUCCUGUCAUCCUAAAUGAGUUGAACUGGACUCAGGCCCUGGAGAGGGUCUUCAUCGAGAACCGCCGCGAGGACAGCUCUCUGCGUUGGCAGGUGUUUGGCAGCGCCACGGGAGUGACGCGGUACUACCCAGCCACUCCGUGGAGGGCGCCCAACAAGAUCGACCUGUACGACGUGCGCAGGAGGCCGUGGUAUAUCCAAGGUGCUUCAUCUCCAAAGGACAUGGUCAUUAUAGUGGAUGUCAGCGGCAGCGUCAGCGGCCUCACCCUGAAGCUCAUGAAAACCUCCGUCAUCGAGAUGUUGGACACUCUGUCCGACGACGACUACGUGAACGUGGCCAUGUUCAACGAGAAGGCCGACGCCGUGGUUUCCUGCUUCAGGACUUUGGUCCAGGCCAACGUUCGCAACAAGAAGAUCUUCAAACAGGCCGUCAUGCACAUGCAGGCCAAAGGAACCACCGACUACAAGUCCGGCUUCACCUUCGCCUUCGAGCAGCUGCUGAACGAGUCGAGCGCCCCGAGGGCCAACUGCAAUAAGAUGAUAAUGAUGUUUACAGAUGGUGGGGAGGAUCGAGCUCAGGAAAUCUUUGAGAAGUACAACUGGCCCAACAAAACGGUUCGUGUUUUCACCUUCUCCGUCGGCCAACACAACUAUGAUGUCACACCUUUGCAGUGGAUCGCUUGUGCCAACAAAGGUGAGGAGUUGGAACUCACCUUGAUGUGUUUACGGUUGAACAAACAGGAGUAUCUGGACGUGCUGGGUCGUCCCAUGGCGCUGGCCGGGUCCAGAGCCAAGCAGGUGCAGUGGACGAACGUCUACCAGGACGCGCUGGGUUUGGGUCUGGUCAUCACUGGGACCAUGCCGGUGUUCAACCUGACCGGGGACGUCGUCACCUCUCAGAACCAACUCAUCCUGGGGGUCAUGGGCGUCGACGUCGCGAUCAACGAAAUCAAAAAGAAGACUCCGACCUACAGACUCGGAGCAAACGGCUACACCUACGCCAUCGACCCCAACGGUUACGUCCUGCUGCACCCCAACCUGAGGCCCAAGAUCAUUAACUUCAGGGAGCCGGUCACUCUGGACUUCCUGGAUGCAGAGCUGGAAGACAACAACAAGGAGGAGAUCCGUCGUCAGAUGAUUGAUGGCAGAUCAGGACAGAGGAAAAUUAAGACGCUCAUUAAGUCGGUUGAUGAGCGGUACAUCGACGAGGCCGUACGGACGUACACCUGGACGCCCGUGGACGGAACCGACUACAGUCUAGGUCUGGUUCUGCCCACGUACAGUGAGAACCACAUCAAGGCCAACCUGAGUGACCAGAUCCUGCAGGUGCAGUAUUUUGAAUCCCUGCUGCCAAACAGUUUUGAGUCUGAAGGACAUGUGUUCAUUGCUCCCAGGGAAUACUGCAACGAUCUGGAACUGUCCAGCAACAACACGGAGUUCCUGCUCAACUUCAUCGCUCUCAUGGAGAAGGUGACGCCGGACUCCAAACAAUGUGAUAAUCUGCUGCUCCACAACCUCAUCCUGGACACUGGCAUCAUCAGGCAGCUGGUGGAGAAGGUGUGGAAGAACAAAGACCUGAACACGUACGGCUUCUUGGCAGUGUUCGCUGCGACCGACGGAGGAAUAACCAGAGUGUUUCCAAACAAAGCUGCAGAAACCUGGGAGGAAGAUCCUGAACCGUUCAACGCCAGCUAUUACCGCCGCAGUCUUGACAACAGAGGCUACAUCUUCAGAGCUCCUUAUCGAACAGGUCUGUGUUUGUGUGGAGCCGUAGAUCCAACUCCAGUCCUGCUCUCAACGCUCCCGUUUUUCUUUGUUCUUUUUCUUCCUCUCAGCCCGCGACGAGCUGCUCCAGACAACGACACCAUCGGGAUCCUGGUCAGCACGGCCAUAGACAUAACCUUAGGAGGAAAAAGUAUCAAACCUGCAGUGGUUGGAGUGAAGCUGGACCUGGAGGCCUGGACGGACAAGUUCAAGAUCCUGGCCAGUAAUCACACCGACAACCGCCAGGGAUCCAACACGUGUGGACCAAACAGAGGAUGUGAGAUGGACUGUGAGGCCAACAGUGACGAUCUGCUCUGUUACCUGUUGGACGACGGUGGGUUCCUGAUCAUGUCCAAUCAGAAGGACGACUGGAACAAGGUGGGAAUGUUCUUCAGUGACGUCGACCCGUACUUGAUGCACGCGCUCUACAACAACUCCUUCUACAACCGCAAACAGUCGUUCGACUACCAGUCUGUGUGUGAGCGGAUUCCCAUCAGUGAACACGGAGCGGCGCCCAGAGUCUUCGUGCCCACGAUCGCAGACUUUGUCAACGUGGCCUGGUGGACGUCGGCAGCAGCAUGGUCUCUGUUCCAACAGUUCAUCUAUGGCCUGGCCUAUCACAGCCUCUUCGUCAGAGACGAAGUUGACGCUGAAGGGUUCGACGCCAAGGAGCGCAGCUGUGUGAUGAUCCAGACGCAGUACUACUUAAGUAAUCUGAGCAGCUCCUUCAACAUACUGCAGGACUGUGGCAACUGCUCCAGGCUAAUUCACGCCAAGAGGAUAAACAACACCAACUUGCUGUUCGUGGUGGCGGAGAAGAUGCCGUGUAACACCUGUGAGAUAGAGAAGCUGUCCCAGGAGGAAGAGGAGUUUAAGGAAGAGAAUCGGUGUGAAGAAAUGGCUGUCGCGCGUUAUCGAAAAGGACCAUCGACCUGCUUCGACAACAACGCCGCCGUAAGUAGACGACGGACGACAGACGACAGACGACAGACGACGGACGACAGACGACAGACGACGGACCAGUCAGAGAGAAAUCAGACAGGAGAAGGGUUGGUUAAUGAGUUAAUAGGUUGAUGGGUGGGUUUACAUAGACAGACAGAGAGAGAGAGAGAGAGAGAGAGAGAGAGAGACUAGUUCUAACCAUGAGACAUGCUCAACAUAUUGUGACAAGAACAAUGCAACAUUAAAGAGUCUCCAACAGGAGAAGUCUAUGUAGUGUAGAGAUGUGUGUGUAGUCAAUAUAAAGUCAAAUAUACUCUAGUGUGUACAUGUAGUAUAUAGUGUAUAAAGUCAUAGUACACGAUCCUACAAAACACAGGUAAACGCAGUACUGAGUACUUCAUCUCAAA
This is a messenger RNA of Cynoglossus semilaevis (tongue sole), 4083 nucleotides long. It is a transcript of the gene cacna2d2a, whose product is annotated as calcium channel, voltage-dependent, alpha 2/delta subunit 2a. Gene Ontology annotation, molecular function: voltage-gated calcium channel activity. NCBI's taxonomy places the organism in Eukaryota, Metazoa, Chordata, Actinopteri, Pleuronectiformes, Cynoglossidae. Gene Ontology annotation, cellular component: voltage-gated calcium channel complex. Bases 413 to 3808 code for a protein of 1131 amino acids. The transcript is spliced from 36 exons. The record is from RefSeq and is a predicted model, not a curated record.